CAGGAAGCUAACUGGACUAACGUCAUAUUAGCACCAUGGCUCCCCAGGGCAUCACAUUCCUGUGUCUUGCAGUCUUCCUGGGACACUCCAUUUGGGCACAAGGAGAAUUUCCCACUCCUACAAUAUCCACUGCCACAAGUCCUGCCGUUCCCUGGAAUGGGUCUGUGAGGAUCAUCUGCCAGGGAACACCUGAAGCCUUCCUGUAUCAACUGUCCCUGAUGAAAAACUCCACACCCACAGUUAUAGAGAAGAAACUGGGAUUUCAGAAAGAGGCUGAAUUCAUCAUCAACCACAUGAAUACAACCACGGCAGGAUGUUAUCAGUGUCAGUACAGGAAGAAGUACCACUGGUCAGAGCAGAGCAAACCCCUGGAGCUGGUGGUGACAGGCUUAUACAACAAACCUGUCCUCUCCACAGAUCAAAGCCGCGUGCUGAAACCAGGAGGAAACAUUUCCUUCCAGUGUAGUUCAGCAUACAACCUGUUCAACAGAUUUUCACUGGCCAAGGAUGGAGACGCUUCGUUGCCAUGGUGCCAACAUGAAGGACAUCAAGGCAGCUUCAGCCUUGGUCCUGUGACCCCUGACUUUGCUGGGAGCUACAGGUGCUAUGGGUGGCACAGCAGCAGACCCUAUGUGUGGUCAGCCCCCAGCGAUGCCCUGGAGCUCGUCGUCACAGACUCCAAGAAGCAAGAUUAUGUGACAGAGAAUUCAAUCCGGAUGGGUAUAGCAGGGUUGGUCCUUGUGGUCCUCUUGGUGAUACUAGCUGAAGAUUGGAACAGCCACAGAGCACCACAAAAGGAAGACUGUCAGGCAUUGGCUGCACCGAGUUUGAGCAAAUACAUACUGUCAGCAGUUGACUCCCAUGGCGAUUGGUGUUGGGGUUCACCCACCACAUCCUGUGUAUUGCCUUCAUCCACUGGACUCAGUCCACACACACGGUGCAGCCUUGAUUUUGCCAGUGGCAUGCUGUCGACACUCCCUGCCCUACUCUUCCUGGGACUAUGUCUAAGCCAGAGGAUCAAUGCAGGAAAACAGACUCUCCCGAAACCCAUCAUCUGGACCAAACCUAAUAACAGGGUCACAAAAGGAAACCCUGUGAACAUCUGGUGCCAGGGACCUCAGAGUGCUUCUGCGUAUCAACUGUACUUUGAAGGAAGCCUGUUUGCCAUGAAGAGACCAGAGUCACAUACAUCAAUGAGUAAAGUCAUGUUCUUCAUUCCACAAAUGACCCCAAACACUGCAGGGAGAUACUUCUGCUUCUAUCAGAGUGGGGAUCUUCAAUCCGAACGCAGUGAUCUCCUGGUCCUGGUAGUUACUGGUAUGUAUGACACACCCAAACUCUGGAUUCAUCCAGGGCCUGAAGUAACCUCGGGGGAGAAUGUGACCUUCUUCUGCCACCUGGAUGCUGGGACAAGCAAAUUCUUUCUUCUCAAGGAGGAAGAACCCAACCGUGUCCAGCAAAGACAUGGGAACAAGAAAGCAGACUUCCCCAUGGGCCCUGUGACCAGAGACCACGGAGGGACAUACAGAUGUUUUGGCUCUUACAACGACCAUGUAUGGUCUUUCCCCAGUGAGCCUGUGACACUACUUAUCCCAGGAGGUGAGGGGAACACCAGCCUUGAGCCCACAGACCCUACUUCUUUUGUUUAUUUGGAGUACAACCUUUCAACAAAAGAGUCAGGAUUGCAGAAGGACUCUGCCUUCUGGGAUCAUACAACCCAAAAUUUCAUUCGGAUUGGUCUGGUAUGCAUAGUCCUGAUGGCUGUCAUAUGGCUUUUGGCUGAAGACUGGUUCAGCAGGAAGAAGGAUAAAGAGAGGACCAACAGAUCAGCAAGUUGGGAAUGCAGAAGAAGACGGAGAUCGCAAUGUUCUCUCGAAGAGGAACAACGGGAUGCAAUUUCUAUGGGGGAACUGAAGGCAGCUCCUGGACCUGGGGCCAUAUGAGUCUAUGCUGUCCCCUUGGUGAAGGAAGUGGUCAUUGCAGGAAUGAAGGGAUGGCAUCACCAAGUUUGGCAAAGCACCCUAAAGGGCAUGGUGAGAUGGAGCCUACAGUUUUUACUGCAGACAAAUUCUCGCUGUCUCUGUUAAGCUUUAAGUACUUUAAUGUUCUUUUACUGAGAGCUAUACUCUUAAACACGCUGGUCUUUCCUAGAAAUGACUACCUUCCAACGUGUUGGCCAUGGGAAUAUCUCCCUACUACUUUGGUCUUUAUGAGUUUUCCUAAUUUUAUUUAUUUAUUUUAUAUGUAUGGGUGUUUGGGGGCACCAUGUGUGUAAUUAGUGUCAGAUCCUCAGGGACUCGAGUUACAGAUGGCUAUGAGCUGAAGGGAGGGUGCCAGGAAUUGAACCCAAGUCUUCUGGAAGAGCAACAAGUGCUCUGAACCUCCAAGCUGUUGCAAUAUACUUGUCUACAAUGAGUAAA
Mesocricetus auratus (golden hamster) is the source of this 2420-nucleotide messenger RNA. RefSeq names its product natural cytotoxicity triggering receptor 1. Lineage: Eukaryota; Metazoa; Chordata; Mammalia; Rodentia; Cricetidae. The transcript is spliced from 13 exons. The record is from RefSeq and is a predicted model, not a curated record. The coding region runs from base 36 to 1943 and encodes 635 amino acids.